This is a messenger RNA of Closterium sp. NIES-65, 1416 nucleotides long. The record is from the annotation of a GenBank genome assembly. Lineage: Eukaryota; Viridiplantae; Streptophyta; Zygnematophyceae; Desmidiales; Closteriaceae.
AUGGAUACCUCAAUUGCUUCUGAGGAUACCCGAGCUGGGGGACGCUCCCGUCGUGUCUCGCUCCCGCCUGCGUACCUGCGAGCGUCAUACCAGUUGACGAUGCCGCGAGGUCGACUGUCCAACGGGAACCGUGGGGCGCCCUUACCCAAGAGCCCGAGCUUCCGCAAGAAGGGGAAGGAGGUGGUGCAGCCAGAGGAAGAUGACGGCACUGGGGCGGAGAGUGCAGAUUCGUCCGAGCGCAGCGAGGAUGAGGACGAGGAAGGCGGAGACACGUCGGCAUCAGGAUCAGGCGAAGAAUCAGCCGAGCCCGCUAAGGGGGGGAAGACGGACGACGAUGGGCGUGCGGGACCAUCCGCGGCCAACGCUGACACUCGCGCUAAUCACGACGUGGACGGACUGGUGGGACCCACACGCUGGGACACAGUGGACGCCAACAGCGAUGACCGUAAGGCGACCAGGCAGAGAGACCCGGGGCAGGGUUGUAUGAACCCGAAGCGUAAGCGUGGCGAGACGUGGAGUGGCGGGUCAGACGAUGACGGCGAGGACGACGAUGACGACACACAUGGAUCUGGUGGCCGUCAUAUGCGCACGGCCAAGUCUCCUAUUCUGCAGCGCGCCUUGGAGCAUUUGCCUGCGGACAAGGCGUGGAAGCGGGUGUGCGAGCUGGCCAGGGUGCACAUGUUUCUCAACAGGCCGACGUCGAUGAUGACCUUCUACCCGAGCAGCGACGACAAGACACACGGGGUGUGUGCGGUGCUGGACCGCCUGCCGCAUAGCUUCGCCUGUUUGGCGUUGGCGGCUGACAAGUCGCGUCGCGCUGAUCUCAACAAGACACUCUCUGAGUGGAAGACGCGGGCUGCCGCCCGCGUGCGCGACAUUGCACUUCCCAAGCUCGGCUUGUUCCGCGACGAUCGGGACGCAUCCAGCCCAUGGGCACCGGAGAAGGAACGCAGUAUUGAGAAGAUCCGGGAGCGCAUUGGGUUCGGCGCUGACCCCCCUGACCGGGAUGGCAUGCCGUUCGCCUCUCGGGCGUUCGCGACAUGUGCGAAGGCUGCAUUCAGGCCCAAGAAGGCCGGCCUGGUGAUGACGCUGAAGGUGUACCACCUGGCCUGGUUGGAGCAUGUGGUCUCCGACUGCGUCCUCUACUGGGAGCAGAGGAAAGGCCGGCUUUCCAACUCGGCCGGCGGAAACGCCCACGUUGUGGACGGCCUCAAGGUCCUGGUUAAGGAGGCCGUGGAGAGGGCGAUCAGGAUCCGCAACCCGGAGUAUGACGCGGAGCGGGAGGCGUGGAUCUGGGGGCGCCAUGGUCUGCGCAUCUCUGCGUGCGGCCUGGAGCACAUGAGGUCCGCCGGCGCAGCCCAGCCGGAGGAGCCAGUGGGGGACGACGACCUUUCGGCAUCCGUGGGGGAUGAGUAG